CAGCGGCCGCCUCCGGCCACACCUGUGGCGCAGCGGCGGAGGAAGCGCCCGAGGUCGGUGCAGACGGGUCGGCGCCCGAAGGCAGCAUGACGGUGGGUGCGCGGCUGGGCGCCAAGGUGAGGGAUAGGUUCUCCCGCCGCGGGGCCGUCGACGACCAGGUCUCCAUCCUGCCCGGCGAGGAGGAGGAGGCGACAGCGGCGGGGGCCGGGGACAACGCGGGGGCCCCGCGGCCGGCGGCCCCGCAGGAGGAGGAGGAGGGCUCCGGGUGCAGGAAGGUGCGCUUCGCCGUCCUGCCCGGCUCCUACGAGCCGCUGCGCCCGCCGCGGACUCCCGGCAAGCGGCCCUACGGGAAGCGCCUGAAGAAGUACGGAAAGAAUGUCGGGAAGGUUCUGAGGAAGGGUUGUCACUACUUGGUGGUCGGCCUGCAAGGAUUAGCAGCAGCCUAUUCUGCUCCCUUUGGAGUGUCAACACAUGUGGCAUCCUUCGUCCGCUAGCACAGCUCCCUGUGCCCCACAGGAGAGGACACAAGGCCAUUGCUGCUUUCUCAGGAUUAAAUUUGAGACCUGGAUCUGAAAAAACCUCUUGGACCAACAGCCCUGAGCCCCUGCACCAGACCCUUUCCAAGACUGAGUGCUCUUCUCUGAAAAAAAUCUGGUGCUUUCUAAAAUCAGAUCAGGUCAAAGAAGUGUAAACAUGAGAAAAUAAUCUUUGAAUAAUUGAACUGAAGUCUGUUUCCAGGCUUGAGUUGGUUUUCCAGAGCUUCCUGCUGUGUGGAAGGGAACCAAGGAUGGAUGGAAAAGCAAGUAGAUGAGGGAGAGAGAAAUUAAGGAAAACAGAGGAUUGCAGAGCAGCUGGAGAUGAGUUUGGGUAGUGAGAGGAAUUGUCAGAGCAGUGGAGGAAACAGAUAACAGAGGAUUAGGAAAAGAUAGUCUUUGGUUUUUCUGAGAAUCUGAGUUUUUUUACCUGAGAGGGUUAAGAUUAUGAAUGUACUUAAAAAUAUACUUGGACAUAAAUGGAAUGUGGCCUGAGACAUGGAGAGCUUUGCUGCAUCAUGGUGUUUCAUUUCAAACCCUGGACAUAACGAGCCUUUAAAUAAUCAUGAAAAAGAUGUAAAAAUACAGCAAGAAAAUUAGGUGUAUAUUUGUGAUUUUGGGGUAUUAAAGGCUCACUGUGAUUAACAUUUUAAACUUUUCCUCUGCUACUAUGAAAUCUGCAUAUAUUUUUUUUACUGGGAAUGGAGUUUAUAUGUGAUAUUCCUGAUUCUGGAAGCUGGGGCAUUUUACACCUAAUUCUACAGUGUUCUCAAGGGCAAAAAACAAAUGAUUGCCAGCUGCAUCUGAGAAAAAAAAUAUACAUACAGCAUUUGGUAUAAGAAUGUACAGGUGUGAUGUAUGAGAAUGGGGCCAAAUAACCUGCCAGCUCCAGCAUCAUUUCUGCACCUGGAAGCUGUAAGCAGAGGAUGUCAAUGUCAGAUGGCUCAGCUCAGUGCUGCAGAUGCAGCAGCUUCCAUGUCACACCUCCAGGGACAUAAAUUGUGUAUUGAUGACACAGGAACAAGGUGGUUCAUGGGCCUUAAAAUUUUUGUGGGGUUUUUUUGUUUGUUUGUUUCUGUCAGUCUUUUGUGUAGUCAUAAAUUACUUCCCUGCUAGCACUUUCUCUGUAUUAUAUAUCUUUAUCGUUUUGAGGGUGUUUUUGUAAUCAAGGAGUUGACUUAACUGGAAAAAAAUGCUGUUCACUUGCUUUCUUUGCCUUUUCAGAACAAAGGAGUUUGUAUGUCUUGGCAAACCACACUGUAUUUCUUUUAAAUGUAGCAAAUUAAUCAGAUGGGGGGGGUGGGUGAGGCAGGGUGUUAUGCUCUUUUCUAACUGGACUGUAAAUAAAAGCCAUGAGAUCUA
Messenger RNA from Haemorhous mexicanus (house finch), 1895 nucleotides. It is a transcript of the gene C3H1orf115, whose product is annotated as chromosome 3 C1orf115 homolog. The coding region runs from base 87 to 494 and encodes 135 amino acids. The transcript is spliced from 2 exons. The record is from RefSeq and is a predicted model, not a curated record. Lineage: Eukaryota; Metazoa; Chordata; Aves; Passeriformes; Fringillidae.